Molecule: messenger RNA, 1083 nt
Organism: Cajanus cajan (pigeon pea)
Lineage: Eukaryota; Viridiplantae; Streptophyta; Magnoliopsida; Fabales; Fabaceae
Source: RefSeq, a predicted model, not a curated record
UAGCGAAUGAGGCUCACUGAUCUUGCCCAGCAGAUCGUCCUUACGACCGAUCUCCGCAUGUUAGACACGUGCUAUUGGGAUGCUUUCAAGUUUCACCGACCCCACUUUGGCGAGAAAAGUGAACAGGGUGGUGAGUGCUUAAUGCUGGCAAACAUGGACUGUGGUCUCCGAACGCAGCUUCCCGAGUGGUCAAAUUCGGAAUUGGACCCCGGCACUUCAAUUGCUUGCAGCACAAUGAAAAGAAGAAAAAUACUAUAAAAAAGAAGGAAAAAAAAAACCAAAACUUUUUACCUGGGAAGCGUUCUCGCGAAUCGUGAUCCCUCAUCACACAUUCACACACACCCCUCGUUCACCAUGGAGCUAUCCGUGCCCUUCAGAUUCCGAUCACGGAACCUCCUCUCACCCUUUGCGCGCACACCCACCAGCCACCCUUUUAUGCAUCAACCACCCUUUUCAACCAAGGUCACCAACAAACCCAAGAUUAGUACUCUAACGGUGAGAGCACUGAGAAAGGAACCUAUUGAAGGGGUGAGUGAAGAGUUGAACGCUAUAGCUCGUUACAACCUUGACUUUGCUUACACUCGAAGAAGGGUCCGCGCUGCUUUCGCUGAGCUGCAGCAGCAACUGGAUCAUUGUUUGUUCAAGAAUGCUCCUGCUGGGAUCAAAACUGAAGAAUGGUACGAGAGGAAUUCAAGGGGAUUGGAAAUUUUCUGCAAAAGCUGGAUGCCAAAGCCUGGUAUUCCCAUCAAGGCCUCUGUGUGUUUCUGUCAUGGAUAUGGUGAUACUUGCACAUUCUUCUUUGAAGGUAUUGCCAGGAGAAUUGCCGCAUCUGGGUAUGGUGUCUUUGCAAUGGACUAUCCAGGUUUUGGUCUUUCAGAAGGAUUGCAUGGUUAUAUACCAAACUUUGACGAUCUGGUUGAUGAUGUUGUAGAGCAUUAUACAAAAAUUAAAGCAAGGCCUGAUCUGAGAGACUUGCCUCGAUUUAUAUUAGGACAGUCGAUGGGUGGAGCAGUUUCUCUUAAAGUUCAUUUGAAGGAGCCAAAUAGUUGGGAUGGAAUGAUACUCGUAGCACCAAUGUGUAAA